AAGGGCACGGCAUCCGCAAAACUGACUAUGCGCAGAAAGCGUAUUACGGACACAAGUUGUAAGGAAAUCGAAAUCAUCUGCAGCACGAUCUGCGAAAGUGGCCGUUUGUUUAUAUUCGAAAGAGAACCACGAGCGCCAUGCCGAGCCUGAGCAGCAAGCGAAAAACUGAAACCAGUACUCCGCGCACGACGAAUGCCGGCCGCACCCCUCGUGCGCAGGUCCGCACCCCACGCGCGAAGACACCCCGCACGGCACGGUCCGCCACGAGAACUCCCCGCCCACGGCCUGUCGAAUUGAAAGAACACACCACGUCUGCCUUCCCGCUUUCUAAAAAAGCAGGAGCGGGCGCAACACCGCGAGCCGUUCUCGUCUCCGGUAAAGCUGGUGACGUGGUUUCCGGAAGAUUGCAGCAGCUUUGUUCAUCUCGGCAAAAGUUGUUCGGUACUAUCGUGGUGAUGUUGCUUGCCGCACUUUCUGUGCUCGUCGUCUACCAGUUCUUGUUCCUGGCAGUGCAAUCUACGCCGCUUUCUACGCUCGAAGCGCAGCUGCUUUCCGCACCAAAGACAGCGCGCAGUUGUGGUCCGACGCUAGUGACGGACGCGGAGCGCCUCCGACGACUGUUCACCGACCGAUUUCUGCGACUGGAGCCCGUUUUGGGGACAGAUCUUUUCCGCUCAGCCUGGCAGUGCGAUGCGGAGCAGCAUUCGAGGCACGGGCGCUUGCACGAGUUUGCCGACCUAUACGAGACUGAGGAAGCGAGGGCGAGUAGCGAUCGUGCAUCCACUAUCUGCAGCAACACGACUACUAGUGCGUUACCGCUCGUUGCCCACGCUUUGCGUCGCCGCAUGCGGGUGUACAGCUCAGCGGAAGAAGUAGAAGAAACGUCUGGCCCCGUGGUCUUUGUGGUGGAGAAUUUGCUGUCGCCCCGCGAGACGAGAUUGUUACGAGAGUUGAGCACAAGCAAAACCGAUGCGCCAGCUGGACCGCAGCGCGCAACCGCGCAGAGUUUUCAGGUUGGCAAAAUGCCGGCGUGGUAUCGGCGAGUGCUGCUCGUUGCUCAAGCACUUGCGGAACUGUACAAGAACGCAGGCGGAACGAAUACUAGUGAAAGUAAUCCAGCAACAAGGAGUUUUACGAAGAAUAAUGUCGUGGCUCUUGCCAACUCAUCCUCGUCGUCGCCCGGAAGCGCAUCAAGCCCGGUCUGUCACCGGAGGAGCAUUUCGUGGUCUCUGAACACUGCAAGUUUCAAGAAGCGAACAGUUGACGCUGUUGCGAAGACGAGACGGGGCGAACAACGCAUGAAGCCGAAGACAUGGUCGGGGUUCAGUCCCGGCUUGCUGGCGGGCUAUUUUGAAGAAAGAAGUGAGGAAGAGGAACUCGGCGAUUGGGAUGUCAGCUUUCAAAUGAUACUUGCAAAAUCGUGGCUUCCGCGCAAGCGCUUGAUCCCGAAUGGCGCGGUUACCUUUUUCCUCGGAAGAGUUGCUGGGCAUAGUGGCAGUUUUUCCGAAAGGCACCAACGGGGCUUCCAUUCACCCGGCGACUUCGUUCUCCGCGGCUACCUGCAUCCUGCCCGGCCGGCGGAGGAACCGGGCUCUGAAGAUCGAUAA
Amoebophrya sp. A120 is the source of this 1607-nucleotide messenger RNA. NCBI's taxonomy places the organism in Eukaryota, Dinophyceae, Syndiniales, Amoebophryaceae. The record is from the annotation of a GenBank genome assembly.